This is a messenger RNA of Myiozetetes cayanensis, 1218 nucleotides long. RefSeq names its product actin binding Rho activating protein (gene ABRA). The transcript is spliced from 2 exons. Gene Ontology annotation, biological process: positive regulation of Rho protein signal transduction; positive regulation of transcription by RNA polymerase II. NCBI's taxonomy places the organism in Eukaryota, Metazoa, Chordata, Aves, Passeriformes, Tyrannidae. The coding region runs from base 1 to 1218 and encodes 405 amino acids. Gene Ontology annotation, cellular component: sarcomere. Gene Ontology annotation, molecular function: actin binding. The record is from RefSeq and is a predicted model, not a curated record.
AUGGCAGCAGACAGCAGCCUGGCUCCUGAAGAAAAGCCGAGCACUGCUCCUGUGAAAAGGGCUGUCCACAAGAUCCGAAUGGCCAGCCAGGUCUUCAGCUUGGCGCGAGGUUGGCAGCAGUGGGCAUCUGACCACCACAUAAAGCAAGAGCAAGAGCCCUCUGGAUGGGCCCCCACUGCAGAAGACUCAUUAGCUCAGCCUGUACAAGAAAGUUCCUUCAAAAAAUGGCAAAUUCCAUCUGUCAAGAGGGACCAAGGAAAAGAUGAUGAAAAAUCCUCAGUGACAGUAAGAGAUGCUGAAAAAAAGGCAAGGGAAUCAGAUGAAGCCCUCAAAAUGUUCAACAUUAAAAGCAAAGAGGUGACCAAAACCGUUGUCAGCAAAGCCUAUGAACGAGGAGGUGACGUCAGCCUCCUCAGUGAAAGAUAUGAGAAUAACAACAGCAGCUCAGAAAUGACCAAGCUCAGAGAAGAAUCAAGUGCUAUUGACAAAAUUCUUAGUGGCAAAUUAUCUCCAACCAUAAGGAGAAAGUGUUCAACUAUGGUAUCAGACCUGACCAAGGGCUGGGAGCAUAUGGAACAAGAGGACGAAGAGGGAUCUAAGAAAGAUCUGCUACUUAAGUGUCGUGAUGACAGCCUGGAUGCCCAGGACAGUGGCUAUGGGGAGGCAGAGGACAAACCCGAGCAGGAAGACAGUGACCGAGAGGUGACGGCUGUGAAGAUUAAACGUCCUGUACCAUCUCUUGCAAGCAGGCUGAGCGAAGAGGCCCGUGCCAACUCCCGCAGGAAACACAGCGCCGUUCACAGCCUGAAGGACAAGUGGCAGGAAUGGGCCGACCAGCACAUCAUGACGCAGAAGCUGAACCCUUUCAGCGAGGAAUUUGAUCACGAGCUGGCCAUGUCCACGCGCCUGCACAAAGGAGAUGAAGGAUACGGCCAUCCAAAGGAAGGAACCAAAACUGCUGAAAGAGCCAAGAGAGCUGAGGCCCAUAUCCAUCGGGAGAUCAGGGACAUGUGCUUCAUCAUCGAAUCAAUGGCUAGGCCACGGCCUGACGGCAAGAUCCAAGUUACUUUUGGGGAACUCUUUGAGAGAUAUGUUCGCAUUUCAGAUAAGGUUGUUGGGAUUCUGAUGAGAGCCAGGAAACAUGGGCUGGUGGACUUUGAGGGAGAAAUGUUAUGGCAAGGAAGGGAUGAUAAUGUCAUAAUUACUUUAUUAAAAUAA